GACUUCCUGUACACCCAGCACACAAUGCUCUCCAGCGCUAGAACUUUCUUGUCCGGCAAGACCUUUCUCUCGUCUCGUUUUAUCUCCUCCGUGGCCACCAUCACCUGCGAGAAGGCCACCCUGCAAUUCCCAAAUUUCCAGAUUCCUCCAAAAUACGUCUUGGCGUCUAUCAGAAGCUUCCCAUCCUUAGAGCCAACCACCUUUGUCCCAGUCAGCACCACCAUCUUGAACCAGCCGCUUAGAAGAGACUUGUUGUGGCUCGCUGCUGUUUACGAAGCUGAUGCUGCACGUGUUGGUUCCGCGUCUCCACCGGGUAGAAGCGAAUUGGGCUACUCCCGUAAGAAGGUUAGACCACAGAAGGGUACUGGUAGAGCUCGUGUGGGUGACAACAACUCCCCAACUAGACACACCGGUGCCAUUGCCAUGGCCAGAACCGCUCCUAAUGACAUGAGUUCCGACUUGCCAUUGCAAGUGUAUCACACUGCCUUAAAGUCUGCCUUGUCCCACCAGUACCGCGAAGGUAAGUUGUUUGUCAUCGAGGACCAUUGUGACUUUGUCACCGGUCAGUCCCAGGCCGCCAAGAUGUUCUUAAAGGAACACGGCUUUGAAGACAAGAAGUUGUUGUUUGUUCUCGACUCCCCAAGACAUAACUUGGCUGACGCUACUGAAAAGUACCAGCAGAAGAUUGAUAUUGUCACCAAGGACGCCGUUGAGGUCCGAGACAUCUUGAAAGCCAACCGUGUCUUUAUUGAGUUGUCUGCCUUGAAGUUCUUGGGCUGCAAGUUCCACCGUCCAUCUGACUUGAACUGAGUGUGGUGCAACCACUAACCACCUUUCCACACACAUGGUAAAGCAAACAUUGACAGGCUUGAGACUACACAUUCCUUGGACUCACAUCCCCUGAGCUUUCGGGGCAAGUCCAUCAGGCAUUUUACCAAGCUUUCCAGCCUAAGUACCGUGUCCCCGCAAGUUGACUCUGCACGCUUCACCUCUCGUUACUGCAUCCUCUCAUCCUUCCCAACCCCUUUACAGGGAUGAGACAAUAAAAUGAAGCCAACUUUCAUGUAAAUAGUGUACUCCUUCUGUGUUUCAUUUCUUGUCCUUUCAUUCUGUUCAACAUAGAUUGACCUAUCUGACGUC
Molecule: messenger RNA, 1140 nt
Organism: Babjeviella inositovora NRRL Y-12698
Lineage: Eukaryota; Fungi; Ascomycota; Pichiomycetes; Serinales
Gene: YML6
Product: mitochondrial 54S ribosomal protein uL4m
Exons: 1
Coding region: 25-810 (261 amino acids)
Biological process (GO): translation
Cellular component (GO): ribosome
Molecular function (GO): structural constituent of ribosome
Source: RefSeq, a predicted model, not a curated record